CGAGGACGGUUGGCGGUUGACAACCAGCCGGUGGCGGGACUGGGGGGAGUCAUGGAGCUGGCCUGAUAUUCACGCCCGGGAUCAAGAAUCAAGUAUAAUGACCACCCCAAGUAAAACUCCGCCUGGAGAAGAUCCAAAACAGUUGGAAAGAACUGGCACAGUGCGUGAGAUAGGUUCACAGGCUGUUUGGUCCCUAUCUUCUUGUAAACCAGGUUUUGGUGUGGAUCAGUUACGUGAUGAUAAUCUGGAAACAUAUUGGCAGUCAGAUGGAUCUCAGCCUCAUCUCGUUAACAUCCAGUUUCGCCGGAAAACAACUGUGAAAACCCUAUGUAUUUAUGCAGACUACAAAUCAGAUGAAAGCUAUACUCCAAGCAAGGUCUCUGUCAGAGUGGGAAACAACUUCCAUGACCUCAAAGAAAUGCGGGUGUUUGGAAGAAGCAUGUGAACAGGAAUACUUGAGUGCACCGGAGACAAUGAGGAUUGAAAAACUCACAAGCAGUAUUUGCUUGAUGUAACUGAGCAACAUUGAAGCUCAGGGGAAAAAGGACUGACUCUGAGGAAAUGUACAUACAGGAAAAGAGGGUGAUAAACCAGAAUAGGAGCAUGCAUUGAAACUGGAAUUUUGCAGUAACUUACCUCCUGAUUUUCUGAACUCCACAUGCCAUCUACAAGGUGCAAGUCAGCAUUGUAAUGGAGUACUCUAUACUUAUCUGGAUGAGGACAGCUCCAAAACAAUGAAAUAAAGUUGAUACUGCUUAGAACAA
This is a messenger RNA of Hemiscyllium ocellatum (epaulette shark), 764 nucleotides long. RefSeq names its product anaphase promoting complex subunit 10 (gene anapc10). Gene Ontology annotation, biological process: protein K11-linked ubiquitination; anaphase-promoting complex-dependent catabolic process. NCBI's taxonomy places the organism in Eukaryota, Metazoa, Chordata, Chondrichthyes, Orectolobiformes, Hemiscylliidae. The record is from RefSeq and is a predicted model, not a curated record. The transcript has 5 exons. Bases 98 to 445 code for a protein of 115 amino acids. Gene Ontology annotation, cellular component: anaphase-promoting complex.